CUCGUAAUUGCAUCAUUUUUUUCAUUUUUUGAACAAAAAUGGAAUUCCCAAAACCUCCUCCAUUUCCCUCAAACCCUCUCUUAUCCCUCUCCACCUUCAUCCACCGUCUCGGCGCCGAGUUCGCUACCCGCCUUCACCACACCCACCGUCUAGCCGCUACCUUCGCCUUCGGUUUUUACCCGCUGGAGACUUUCCGGCAUCGUCCGCUCUUCGCUUCGAUCUCUCAGCCGAAUGCUGCGGUAGCGGCAGUUGCCACCUUGAGUCCCGAGCAGGUUGCCAAAACUCUAGUCGGUACCGCGGUGUACACAGUGAGCAACUCCAACAAUGAGUUCGUGCUUAUCUCUGAUCCCAAUGGAGCCAAGUCUAUUAGCUUGCUUUGCUUUCGCCAAGAAGACGCCGAGGCGUUUCUCGCUCAGGUUCGAUUACGGAGAAGCGAACUGAGAAGUAAUGCCAAAGUAGUGCCGAUUACACUUGAUCAGGUAUAUUCACUGAAGGUUGAAGGAAUUGCAUUUCGUUUUCUACCGGAUCCAAUUCAAAUAAAGAAUGCAUUAGAGCUGAAAGCUGGUGAUAUCAAAAGUGGGUUUGAUGGAGUUCCUGUUUUCCAGUCUGACCUUCUUGUUGUGAGGAAGAAAAACAAACGGUUCUGCCCAAUAUAUUUCAAUAAGGAAGAUAUUGAAAGGGAACUUUCAAAGGUUUCAAGGGCAUCAAGAGGACCCGGUGUUUCUCAACGUAUCAUGGUUGGAAGCUUGGAAGAUGUUCUAAAGAAAAUGGAGAUGAGUGAGAAAAACUCAGGCUGGGAGGAUCUAAUAUUCAUUCCACCUGGUAAAAGCUAUUCUCAACACAUCCGAGAUGUGGUGAAAGUAUGAGGCAGUAUGCAUGUUGCUUCCGCAUGUCCAUUUGAUGGCAUAAAAAAUGCAAUUACAUCAACUCAAAGAUCUUGAAUUCAAACUCGGGAUGGGAGAGAUCGGAUUUAUGUGAUAAGAGUGAGCUACCUCUUUUUGUUUAGUCCAAGAUCCAAUGGGUUCUCCAUAUGUUACCAAAAAAUGAAAUAGGUAAGGAAAACCUAGGAGUUGGUCAUUGAUAUGCAUCUAUACUUUGAAUGAGGAAAUUGUUAAAAAGCAUUAAUAUGUGGAAACGAUUUUGGUUAACUACUAGUUGGAAUUGACAAUUGUCUCUGGACAUUUACUUAUAAUAGUUGGAUGUCUUCAUCAUCAAGGAAGAGCUUUAGGAAAAGGCAACAGAUAAUUUAUUUGCACAUUAUUUGCCAUAAGUUACUCUUAAUUCCCCCAUAAAUCCACUAGAAGUACCCAUAUAUGAUGCAAAGCGACCAAGACCCUACUCUUUCUAAUUCUUUUUCAUGCAUUCUCCCCUUUUUCUCCCUUUUGAUUUGCUGAUCUCAAGUACUCAUGCUUAAGGUUCUUUAACCGCUUUUGCUUGACCUCGGAAAGAUGAGGCAAUCGGACAUACGCCUAAUAUAUCAAGAAUUAGUUAAUAAUUUAUUCACCAAAUAUAUAGGAUGGGAUAUCAAGCAUCUAGAAAUUGAUUUAGUGAUUAAUGUAUGA
Molecule: messenger RNA, 1562 nt
Organism: Durio zibethinus
Lineage: Eukaryota; Viridiplantae; Streptophyta; Magnoliopsida; Malvales; Malvaceae
Product: protein TIC 22, chloroplastic-like
Biological process (GO): protein transport
Cellular component (GO): chloroplast
Source: RefSeq, a predicted model, not a curated record